This is a messenger RNA of Penicillium coprophilum, 2787 nucleotides long. It is a transcript of the gene xlnR, whose product is annotated as putative C6 transcription factor. The record is from RefSeq and is a predicted model, not a curated record. Bases 1 to 2787 code for a protein of 928 amino acids. Gene Ontology annotation, biological process: regulation of DNA-templated transcription; DNA-templated transcription. Lineage: Eukaryota; Fungi; Ascomycota; Eurotiomycetes; Eurotiales; Aspergillaceae. Gene Ontology annotation, molecular function: DNA-binding transcription factor activity, RNA polymerase II-specific; DNA binding; zinc ion binding. The transcript has 3 exons.
AUGACACAAUCUCAAACACCCGGGCUGGACACGCUUGCGGAGGGGUCGCAGUAUGCGCUGGAACAGCUCCAAUUGGCACGUGAAGCCGGUGCUGCCAAUAUCCCGACUGACCCCAGUAACUCUCUCGACUCCAAGACAUCGCAUUCCCAACACCUCCUCUAUAGCGAGCAAAACUGCUCCAAUUCAAGUCUGAAGGAUCCAGGAUUGCGAGAUUCCCUUGCCGAGGCGCGCUCCGCUAUUCGCAAAAAUUCCUCCGCUACCCCAGUCCGUCGAAGAAUCAGCCGAGCUUGCGACCAGUGCAACCAAUUGCGAACCAAGUGCGAUGGACAAAACCCCUGUGCGCAUUGCGUUGAGUUUGGACUCAGCUGUGAGUACGCCCGCGAGCGCAAGAAGCGUGGGAAGGCGUCCAAAAGGGAAAUAGCCGCCACUGGUCUUACCGACAGUGAUAUCGGUGGCAACGAAAACACAACGCAUACGAAAGCACAGCCCUCGAACGCGCGGUCUUUGCCAGAAUCUAACGAACAAUACGAUGCCGCCUUCGAUGCCGCGCGAACUCUUACUGAAAGCGCACAAUCUCGGUCGCAUAACGCGGAGGUAACUGGCCUAUCUGCCAUGCGCCAAAGUCAAGCGCCCGUCCAGCCACCUUCUCAGCAGCAAAUGAAUUCUAACAUGGCGGGCAUGCCAUUCAAUAAUUACGCAGCGCUCCACGAAUCCCACCGACCCUCGAUGUCCGUGCCAGAUAUGCGCUCUAUACAAAUGAUGCAAAACUCGAAUGCAAACCCUCGGUCGCCGGGUUCAAUGCUCCAUCCUCAAGGGUUUUCUUCAGGGUACAAUGAUGGUUCAUACCCUUUGAUGAAUGCGCAAGAUGGAAAUCCAAGCUCCAUGAACCAUUUCCGCAUUGGAAAUUCGACAGAGAACUCAUCGGCACCUUUUAUGGGAUUCUCCCCUCCAGCGCAGUCCCCUAGCUGGUUGCCGCUUCCUUCCCCAUCGCCCGCAAACUUCCCUUCCUUCAGCCUGCCCCCUUUCUCCAGCUCAUUGAGAUACCCGGUCUUGCAACCAGUCCUUCCGCACAUUAUGUCUAUAAUUCCUCAAUCUCUCGCCUGCGACCUCCUCGACGUCUAUUUCACCAGCUCAUCCUCCUCGCAUCUUUCUCCGUCGUCGCCUUAUGUGGUGGGCUAUGUUUUCCGGAAGCAAUCGUUCCUACACCCUACAAAGCCUCGAUCAUGCACCCCUGGACUUCUCGCUAGCAUGCUAUGGGUAGCAGCUCAAACAAGCGAGGCCGCAUUCUUGACUUCACCUCCAUCAGCUAGAGGCCGAGUCUGCCAAAAGCUGCUGGAGUUGACGAUUGGCUUACUCCGGCCACUUAUCCAUGGUCCUGCCACCGGAGAAACGUCCCCCAAUUAUCCAGCGAAUAUGGUAAUCAACGGGGUGGCUCUCGGUGGCUUUGGGGUCUCCAUGGAUCAAUUGGGUGCGCAGAGUAGUGCCACUGGCGCGGUGGAUGAUGUCGCUACGUAUGUUCACUUGGCAACUGUCGUCUCAGCCAGCGAAUAUAAGGCUGCAAGUAUGCGAUGGUGGACAGCUGCCUGGUCUCUUGCGCGAGAGCUGAAACUAGGCCGCGAACUACCACCUAAUGCGACGACCCGUCAAGACGGUGAAAUAGAGGGCGAGGGGGACAUGGAUGUGAAUGGCAACAAGAGACAGCCGUCUUCUUUACUGGGACACGGUCCAGGCAACUCUACAAUCAAUCUCACAGAGGAAGAACGCGAGGAGCGCCGGCGGAUCUGGUGGCUAUUAUAUGCGACAGAUCGCCAUCUAGCGCUUUGUUACAACCGACCCUUAACGUUGCUGGAUAAAGAGUGCGAGGGAUUAUUACAGCCGAUGAACGAUGAUAUCUGGCAGGCUGGUGACUUUUCAUCUGUCAACUAUCGCCGUGCUGGUCCAGCCUCUGAAUGCACUGGCCAUAGCAUGUUUGGGUACUUCUUACCCCUGAUGUCUAUCCUGGGUGAGAUUGUGGAUCUGCAACAUGCCCGAAACCACCCGCGCUUCGGUCUUCAUUUCCGCAACAGUGGCGAGUGGGAAAGUCAGGCCUUGGAGAUCAGCCGGCAGCUCGAUGUCUACGCCCAGAGCCUGAAAGAAUUUGAGGCUCGAUAUACGAGCUCUCUCGGCCUCGGGGCCGGUGAGCCUGACACGGCCAUGGAAGGCUCCAAUAUCAACCACGUCAGCCCAUCUGGUCGGUCGAGUAGCACGGUAGGCUCACAUGUGAGCGAGUCCAUUGUUCAUACAAGGAUGGUGGUAGCCUAUGGCACCCACAUUAUGCAUGUACUCCACAUUCUGCUGGCUGGAAAGUGGGACCCGAUCAACCUGCUCGACGAUAACGAUCUCUGGAUUUCUUCUGAGUCGUUUAUCACUGCCAUGGGCCAUGCAGUCAGCUCUGCUGAGGCGGCCUCGGACAUUUUGGAAUACGACCCCGAUUUAAGCUUUAUGCCCUUCUUCUUUGGCAUAUAUCUUUUGCAGGGUAGCUUUUUGUUACUCUUAACUGCGGAUAAAUUACAAGGAGACGCCAGUCCCAGUGUUGUUCGGGCCUGUGAAACAAUCGUGCGAGCACAUGAGGCUUGCGUUGUAACUUUGAACACUGAAUACCAGCGAACUUUCCGCAAAGUGAUGCGCUCGGCGCUGGCUCAAGUCCGCGGCCGUGUCCCAGAGGACUUUGGAGAGCAGCAGUCACGUAGGCGCGAGGUGCUAGCCCUUUACCGCUGGAGCGGCGACGGCAGCGGCCUCGCGCUGUAG